AGAAAAUUUCUCAUGAUCUCAACUCGGCUAUUCAGCCAUGUAAUAGAUCGCACAAGAAAAAAGGAAUGAAUGAACUCAAGCAUGAAUUAUUCAACCUCUCUUCGGAAUCAGAUACUUCAUCUUCUAUAAACCAUAAUAAUGUGAUUGAAGUUUUUACAUGUAAAAAAGUUACCCAUGACGGCAUUGAUGUAGCCUCGCAACAUCUAGCUCAGUUAUGCGACAAGGCCAUUGAUGCUGAAGAUAGGGCAAAUCGAGCUAAUCAGGAAGAAAUUUUAUGUUGGUGUCUCUACUGGAAGAAUUUCAGAGAUCAGCUUGAUGAGGUUAUCAGAAGCAAUAGUGGAAAAUUUGGCGAAAAGAAGGUGAGAGGUAUACUUUAUGAUUCUAUUACAGAACAGCUUAGUUUGCUUCAAGCGGAUCAUGUGACCAAAAUUUCUGAGACGACCCGUCCUGGAAAAACCUUACCCAUACCUGAAGAAGAUUCAUCAUUCACACCAGCUGAUGCAGAGAUCAAUGUCACCUAUGAUGAUGUGUAUUUUGAUGAUUCCGAUGAAUCAAUAGACUCGAACUACCCAAUCCACAACAUUCUCUUGCGUGAAGAAAUUGCUCGAUUAGAGUGA
Molecule: messenger RNA, 617 nt
Organism: Dentiscutata erythropus
Lineage: Eukaryota; Fungi; Glomeromycota; Glomeromycetes; Diversisporales; Gigasporaceae
Source: the annotation of a GenBank genome assembly